Zophobas morio is the source of this 1012-nucleotide messenger RNA. RefSeq names its product polyadenylate-binding protein 1-B-like. Lineage: Eukaryota; Metazoa; Arthropoda; Insecta; Coleoptera; Tenebrionidae. The record is from RefSeq and is a predicted model, not a curated record. Bases 216 to 905 code for a protein of 229 amino acids. The transcript has a single exon.
CAUAAGGUAUACACGAAGCUUGGAAUUUUUUAACCUUCAUGUCUUUAUGCAAAAAAACAAAUAUUUAGCGAAAAACAUAGGUUUGCGCGUUGUUGGGAUAAUUUAUUUAUCAGUUAAAAAAAAACUUAUCACACCAAAUACCACCGUUUUUACAAAUCCUUGACUAUCCUUCUAUAUAAAAGCGAAACCACUCUACUACAAAAUCCAAAACUAAAAUGGCUUUCAGAGCGCUUUUCCUGUUACUUGCAGUCGCAGUUUGCGUAAGUGCUUUCCACACCCACAAAGACCGGCAUGCACUGAAAACAGCUGCCCGCCAUAAUUCCGAACCUACCACUACAGAAUCCGCUUCAACAUCAGCGUCCAGCUCUGAAUCUUCGCCUUCCACAGAGAGCACCAGUCAAUCACCAACUUCUGCUUCUACAGCUUCGCCAACCACAGAAGGUACAACUCAAGCACCAACUUCCCAAGAAAGCGCCUCCACUUCAGAAACUCCAUGCGCAAGUUCGAGUGAAAGUGCAACUCCCGAACCUGAGACAUCGACAUCUCCAGAAUCUACAUCUGACUCUGCAAGUUCUUCAACUUGUUCUUGUUUGAAGAAAAUAAAAAAUGAAGUGGAGGUGGCAUUCCACGCCGCCAACUCGGUCGAAGGUAAGCAUUUGAAUCGUCAUCAUGGCGGUCAUGAGAAACAUCGCCAACACGAGAAGGGUCAUCACCAGCAUGAGAAAAGAGAGCAUCAUGGAAAUCGUCACCAUCACCAAGAGAGCAAAGCGGGUCAUGGAAAUCUGAGACACGCUCACCAUGGAGGUGAAAAACAUCACCAUGAAGGAGAGAAACGUAACGAAAAAAAAUACCAUGGUCAAGAAAAACUGGGCAUCGAAUUGGGUCCUGUUAAAAUCGAGGCUUGAAUAAGUGCUACUUGGGAUAAUUUUUUUUGGUUUUACAUGUGUACAAAAGGGUUCAUUUGUCUGUAUUUCCAAUAAAAAUAAAUUAAUAUUGAACCAAGCAAAACCAU